Messenger RNA from Phytophthora megakarya, 1164 nucleotides. Lineage: Eukaryota; Oomycota; Peronosporomycetes; Peronosporales; Peronosporaceae. The record is from the annotation of a GenBank genome assembly.
AUGCUCGGUGCCUCGUCCCUCACCAAUUCACCCUCCUGGGUGGUCAAUCGAGCGCUGAUCUCGCAGAACUGUGCUAUGAUCGCGAAGCAAGACGAAGUAGGAGAAAGCGAUUUAUUGGACUACCAUGUCCGGAUCGACUACUUCACGGUCUUCGUGAGUGCGAAGCCGAGAGCGUCACGCACCGCUCAAACCGUUGCGGAAUCGUACGAGGAGGCCGAGUUCAGACGGUUCGGCGCUAGCGAGGCGAUCCGUCACAACCAUGAGCCUGGAGUUAUGUCGGACUUCUUCAAAGCUUUCAGCAAGCUGAUGGGGUUGCGACAACGUGCGACGCUGCGUACUGUCCAAAGGAAAAUUGGGCGGCAGAACGCACGUUGGUAUGUCGCCGACAUCGACCAACCCGACUGGUACCAGAGCGCGAAGCGUCUAACGCACGCGCUUAACACAGCUCACGACAGGACGUGGAACGAGACCCCGUUCUUCCUCGUUCGCAGUUGUUAUCCGCGGUCUACAUUAGAAGCAACACUAGCGGUUGGCAACACGCCACACCAAGAUGCAGAAGCACGACGGUGGAGGAUGCGCAUAUAUCGUCAUUAUAAAAUCGCACGCGCACAAUCGCUUAAACUCAUCCGCGAGGCAGUAGGCGCGAAAGCUGCGCGUCAGAACUCGUGCACAACGGAAUACGCGAUAGAACGGGGAUCGCGAGUCUGGUUGUACCUGGAUCGAGUCAAGCCUCUAUACGUGCGCAAGCUCGCAUACAUGUGGCACGGCCCAUUCCGCGUCGCAGAGUUGAUCAGCACAUACGAUGUGAGUCUAGAGUCCGACGGAACUCCGUACCUGUUGUUCCCGAUCGUGCACGUCUCGAAGUUGAAAUUGAAACCUGUCCGCGACUUCCCGUCGCGGCUCGAGCUGCGACUGACGGUACCCUCGGGAGAACGCUUCGACUUCGAUGAGGCGUUCCUCUCGGAGGAUAGCUGGGAAACACGCAACUUGGGUGACGACGUGUAUGAGGUCGAACAGAUCUUGUACGGGCGCGAAGGACUGGCGACCAUUUACGGGCGCACGAAAUACGAUUUCCGGGUGAAAUGUCGAGGUUACGAAGAGGUGAGCUGGGUCGACGAGCUAGAUUUGAAUUGUGGAGGCCUCUUGUACGCUUUUCAGUGGUAA